Tarenaya hassleriana is the source of this 1795-nucleotide messenger RNA. RefSeq lists its product as uncharacterized. Lineage: Eukaryota; Viridiplantae; Streptophyta; Magnoliopsida; Brassicales; Cleomaceae. The transcript is spliced from 3 exons. The annotation marks the transcript as partial. The record is from RefSeq and is a predicted model, not a curated record.
GCCCUCACCACGGCCUCGACAAGAACUACCUGAUCAACACGUUCAUCAGAGGUCUACGGCCGGAUACCCGGACAUUGAUCCGAGCCGCCUGCGGAGGAAGUAUUUCUCACAUGUCCUUCACGGAUCUUGAGCAACACAUUGAUCAAAUGGCGAGAGAAGAAGAUUCUCCACUGGAGUCCGUAAGAGACAUGCCCAGGAAAGAUAGCGACGCUAAGCUGCAACUGGUGCUAGACGAGCUCACCGCGCUAAAGACAAAACUCGCUAAUGCAAGCUUUGUCUCAUCCACUAGCACAUCAGGUGUGCAGCAAGGCGAACUUGCUUUGUACGCUGUUGACGAAGGGAUAGAAGAUGUGAAUUAUGUCGCCAACAACCCCUAUUCCAACACGUACAACCCAGGGUAUAGGAACCACCCGAAUCUCUCCUGGAGGAACAACAACGUCCUGAACCCUCCGCAAAAUAAUUAUCGGCCAGUGCAGAACCAGAACCAGCGGAUUCCACCAGGGUUCGCCUUUCAGCCGCGGGCCCCACCAAUGCAGAAUCAAGGGCCGAUUCAGAACCAACCAUACAGACCUCCGGUUCAGAAUUUUCGAGCACCUACACCUCCACUGCCACAACAAGACGGUGACUCGGAGAUCAAGGCAAUGUUAGCACAAUUGCUACAAGGACAAAAGACGCAAGAAACUGUGUUACAUAGCCUAAAGAUGGACCAAGAGGAGGUAAAGAAUCAAGUGGGGAGCAUGCAGUCUCAAGUGGAUGGAAUGCAGUCACAUCUAAAGUUACUCGACAACCAGGUUGCCCAGAUGGCCUCGACGUCUCAAAGACCGAGCGGGUCACUUCCCGGGAAGCCUGAGAUCAACCCAAGAGAGCACUGCAAUGCUAUCACCUUGAGAAGUGGCAAGCAACUUGAAGAAGUCACUUCACCGAUGAUGGAAAAAGGACAAAGCUCCAAAGGCAAAGAGGUCGUGAACGAAGAAGCUGAGGAAGUCUAUGUUCCUCCACCACCAAGACCUCCGCCCAUUCCUUUUCCAUCCCGCCUGAAGAAGCAUAACGAGGACCGACAAUUCGCGAGAUUUGCCGAGAUGCUGAAAAAGCUUGAGAUCACCAUGCCUUUCACAGAAGCAAUCCUGCAGAUGCCGUCUUACACGAAGUUUCUGAAGGACAUACUCACGAAGAAGAGAGUCGUGGAAAAGGAGACGGUAUCGCUCAACACCGAAUGCAGUGCGCUAAUUCAGCAUGAAGUGGGAAACUUCUACGUACCGGUCGACUUCGUGGUAUUGGACAUGGACGAGGACUCGAGAGUGCCGAUCAUACUUGGUCGUCCAUUCCUUAACACCGCAGAUGCAGUUAUCCACGUGAGAGCUGGCAGGCUAACAAUGAAGAUAGGCGAUGAGACAGUGGAGUUCACGCUUGAUCAGAACCUCAAGCAACCAUCUGUCAUGGAGUCUUCGUACUUCAUUGACAUGAUCGAAGUUUUGACGGAAGAGGUAUUUGGUCAAUUUCAAGAUCGCGAUCCCCUGAAGAUGAUGCUCCUAAACCCUGAGAAAACUGACGAGGAGCACAUAUGGACCUUUAGCCGAAUCCUGGAUGCACCCGACAUACCCCCGAUGGAUUUAUCAAGGUCCCCGAUUCAAGCUAUUCUGUCCUCUGAGGGUGACACCAAUCUUGAGAUCGCUGUCACUAACCGAGCCCAAGAAUCCAAAGAGACUCCAGUCAUCACAUCUUCUCCACUUAGUCCCGACUGGAGUCGAGAAGAUGCACCCGAAGUGGAACUAAAGCCCUUACCACAAGGGCUUAG